Acanthoscelides obtectus is the source of this 1467-nucleotide messenger RNA. Lineage: Eukaryota; Metazoa; Arthropoda; Insecta; Coleoptera; Chrysomelidae. The record is from the annotation of a GenBank genome assembly.
AUGCCUAAUGGUAAUGCUAAAAAACUUGCAUCCAUAAAGGGUACUCUUACUCGAUUUCAUAAUUAUUUCCAUACCAUCAGUCAAAAAUCUAAUCCAGAUAUCACAGAACUGGAAUGUAGACUAGCUUCUGUCGAAUUGCUGUUAGACAAUUUUAACAAAAUUCAAGAAAAAAUCGAAGAUUCAGAUGGAAAUUUUGAGGAAAAUUUUGAAUCAGUUCAUUCAGUAGCGCGUGCUGAAUUUGAAAAUGCCUUUUACGAAAUUAUAUCAAAAACCAAGCAAUUUUUGAACGAUCAUCGCCCAUCGCUAGUAAACAAUGCGGCUUUACAUUCCCCUCCACAAUUUGUACAGCCAGAUUUGCAGGCUAUCAAGCUUCCGGCCUUGAAUAUCCCACAUUUUGAUGGAUCAUACGAUCAGUGGCUAUUUUUCCGAGAUACCUUUCGCUCUUUAAUCCAUAACAAUGAUGCCCUAAGCCCCAUACAAAAGUUUCAUUAUCUGAGAUUGUCACUAAAAGGUAGCGCCGCAGACACAAUCAAGUCUCUCGAAAUUUCAAAUCAAAAUUAUAAUGUAGCUUGGGACUUACUGGAGGAACGCUUCGAAAAUAAGCAACUUUUAGUCAACAAUCAUAUAAAAGCACUUUUUGACAUACCUACCAUCCAACGAGAAGGCUAUGCUAGCCUACGGGACUUAGUAGACAGCCUACAGAAACACUUGCGAGCUUUGGAGGUUUUGAAACUACCUGUCUCGCACUGGGACUCGAUACUCAUCUACCUCAUUUCCUCCAAGCUAGAUAACGCUACUCGCCGCGAAUGGGAAAUGCGGAGCAAAACGCAAGAACUUCCUACCAUGACGGAAUUUUCAGAAUUUCUAAAAAACAAGUGUCGAAAUCUGGAAUCUUUCGAAAUGUACCAUGAUAAAGCGAGACAAAAUCAAUCGUUCAAUAAGCACGUCAAGCCCAAGGCAUUUGUAGCUACACACAACGAAAAUACGUCAUGCGCGUUUUGUAAAAGGGAUCAUUCAAUCUAUAUUUGCCAAGAGUUUAUUCGCUUAGCCCCCACAGAGCGUUUUAAUGAAACAAGGCGCCUCAAUCUUUGUAUCAACUGUCUGAGAUUCGGACACAACGUGAAUAAUUGCAAGUCCAUGUUCUGUAAAUAUUGCAGCAAGCCUCAUCAUACUUUACUGCACUUUCCUAGCAAACCUGAAGCUCGACGACACGACGCGCCUCCUUCGCCGCCUGCCGUUCGGCGUCAGUACAAUGGGCGUCAUAACGCAGCCGCCGUUGCCGCUGAUGCGCCCACGCCAUCCACAGCCACCGCUGAGCGCGGUGCCGCGAGCCAGCGCGGAGAACGCAUCAACAGGUUCAAGAAAUUUGUAUUGUCACUCAUUUUACCAAAUCAAAUACAGUCCACUUUUGUAAACUCAAAUAAACCUAUCACCAGACUGGAACGGAUGUGUCCUUGCCGCACAUAA